AGAAACAUGCACUGAUAAAUGUAAAGGUAGCGAUAUCUAGGUAGAGGGAGAUGCAUGGCUACUUUACUUACUGAUAAACAUGGACACAGCUUGAGUUAAUCAUUUUUAGAAACUAACAUUUCAUCAUACGACAAAGUACUUAACAGUAUCGCUGUGGUGUUGUCGGUUUUCUUAACAUUAUAUCAGACCACACAAUACAUUUAAAAUAAUUGGAAUAUGAAAGACAUUCUCCUUGCUGUUGUGGUGACGCUGGUAGCGAGCUAUUUAUAUCAACAGUUGGAGAGACGAAACCAUGACUUGUACUUGGAGUUUAAACAAGAAAUGAAUUCUAUUUCACUGAAACACAACGAUGAAAUCCAUGCUUUGCAAUUACAACUGCUGGACUUCUAUAAGACGGAAGCAAAUCGAGCAGUAAUAGAUUUGGAGAGGACCCUGGAGGGGAAGAUUAAGCGGCUGGACGAAACUCUCUCUAGCAACGUUUUAACUCGGUUAGACGGUGUAGAAAAGACUGUAGGUGCUCCAACGGCCUUCUAUUCCAGACUAAGCAAAGAUCAUCGCGAGACAGAACCAGGGACAAUAUUGAAAUUCGAGGACGUCAAAUUAAACACAUGCGACAACUACAAACCAUUGACCGGAAAAUUUGUGGCUCCAGAAAAUGGAAUAUAUUUCUUCUUGUGGAAUUGUCUCACACAACCGGGGGGAAAUAUUUACAUUGGAGCGUACGUCAAUGGGGAACAACAAGCGGACACGUGCUCAUACUCCAGUGACACCGGCUAUGUUGCACGUCACAACUCGCAGCACCAUAGAACGGAAGGUCAGUCGGCGUCCGCCGGUAUUUCAGCGUCGGGUUCUUUUGUGUUGAAGCUCCGCACUGGUGAUGAAGUGUGGUUACAAGUUUUUCACAGACGGGCCGAGUUCCUGCAUUCCAAGUAUACCUACUUCACCGGACACAAAAUUAUAGCCUUGCCAUGAAGUGUAUCUUAUACAAAUACCACUACACUGAAACGUACAGCAGAAACUACUUCAUCAUAGUUUACAAAUGCACGGAAGUGGUGAUAACGUUCGUCUGGACAGAUGCACAAUAAUUACUGAACAGGCUAAAUCAAAGCCAUUAGUGAUGAAAAAUCGGGAAAAUUUCAUAAUCGAUAAUCGGUCGUAAUCGGAAGAACUAUAUCGAUCAAUGAUCGAUAUAAUCGGUAUUUACGUGUAGUUAAUAAAUGUUUAUUAUU
Molecule: messenger RNA, 1229 nt
Organism: Ostrea edulis (European flat oyster)
Lineage: Eukaryota; Metazoa; Mollusca; Bivalvia; Ostreida; Ostreidae
Product: heavy metal-binding protein HIP-like
Exons: 2
Coding region: 217-972 (251 amino acids)
Molecular function (GO): protein binding
Source: RefSeq, a predicted model, not a curated record